AUGGCACCUUUAUGUUUAGGAAUCUUCUACAAUGUCAUGUACCUUCCUCCAGGUCUGGACCCUGACAUGACCCGGACCACUGGACCUCACUUAGAGCAAGGAGAAGCCGGUAAUAGCCAUAUUGGUGGGACGGGGAGCCAAAGAGUGCAAUCAUCAUCAGGAGGAGGGAGCAGUGACGUAGCCCCUGCCUGUGUCUCCUUUGGAAUCUCUGAAGAGGGUGCUGAGCAGGCACAGAGGUGGGACUCGGGGUCUGACACAGCUCUGUGCAGACCAAACCAACACAGGGCAAGGCACACGCGGCUCAGCCAAUCAGAGAGACAUGUCAAGGAGACCAAGUCCAAAUGCAAACGCAUUGCUCUUCUUCUAACUCAUGCACCCAACCCUUGCAAUAAAGGAGCCUUGUUGUUCAAGAAACGUCGCCAAAGGGUUGAGAAAUAUACCUUCACAAGCUACGGAACCGGUGAGAACAAAUCAACCAACAACAAAACAGAGGACGCAGAAGAUUUAUCUGAGUACAACUUUGUAUCAACAAGUGAUUCUGAGUUAGAGGAAGAGUAUUCUGUUCAUCAGCCGCAGUUUGAAAAUUGUUGUAACUGGAAAAGUCAGCACGAGAUGGAAGGUUUGCCAGCAACUCAGGGAAAAGGGGCUUUGAUGUUUGCUCAACGCCGAAAGCGCAUGGACGAAAUUGAGUCUGAGAAUGAGGAACUGAGGAGCAAAGGAAUACCAGUGGAAGAUGUGUCCAGCCCCCAGAACAACUACUCAGAAGAGCCAGUCGACUACCAGGAUACUUCCAAUGUCCCCUCCUCCUUGCUUCAUGCCCAGCCAACUACAAAUAGCUUCAGUCUGCAGCAGUCUCGAUCUCCCGUGCUUGGACGAAGUCUCUCCAUGAGUUUGCCCAGACAGAGAUCCAUGUCCUCUCUCUCUGCUGUACCCCAGAGACAGGCAUCCAUGAUGGAAAAGUCGUUCAAGCCGCCCACUCCAUGGGAGGCCGCAUCCCGGAGCCCCAUUGGUUCUGUGGACGAAGCUUUCAUGUUUCCGAGCGGCUCGUCAUCCAUUGUGUCCAGUGUGAAAGCAGCCGGGCACCGCAAGUCUCUGCCAGAGCCCCCGGAAGAAUGGAAGCGCAGGGUCUCUCUUGAUCCCACACCUGUCACGAGAGACAGGAGCACAGAUAUCCAAUCGAAAAUGUCACAGUUCUGCACAAUGUCAACCAGCGAGAGGAAGAAACGAGCCGCUGCUAUUUGCCGAGAGGUUCGCGGCACGGACGGUGACACAUUAGACCUGGGAAAGAAACUCAGCACUCCAAAGGACAUCAUGCUGGAGGAGUUAUCUCUGCUCUCCAACAGAGGCUCCAGGCUUUUCAAAAUGCGACAAAGAAGAUCAGACAAAUAUACGUUUGAAAGUAUCCAAAAUGAGGCUAAUUCCCUGCUCAAUAACGACUUCAUAGAUAUGAAUACUCACACAGUGGAAAUCACAGUUGACGCACCCGACCAGCAAAAUACAAAUUCUGCAACCAGCGUCUCAGACUCUGCAGCAGAGAAACUGAGUGCUGAUGCUUUGCACAAGUGUUACCACUCUCCCUGGGAGGAGGCCAUCCUGAGUGACCCUGACCUGGCUGAAACACUCCGAGCGGGAAUGCCUGGCCCUGACCCCCGCCUGGAGCUGCCUGAGUACAAGUGCUUUAACCGAGUGGCCACACCAUUCGGGGGGUUUGAGAAGGCUCCCAGAGGAAUCACGUUUAAACUCCCAGGGCUGGACCUGAACCCGCCCAGUUAUCCAGAGCUGCAAGAGGGGCUGAGGCGGCCCACCUUCAACAGGACGGCCCAGGGCUGGAUCUCAGAGGGCACCCACAUAAUCGUGCCCACCAUCACUCUUCAGCCGCCCGCAGUGCCAGAGUCUGACGACCUGUGA
Knipowitschia caucasica is the source of this 1908-nucleotide messenger RNA. NCBI's taxonomy places the organism in Eukaryota, Metazoa, Chordata, Actinopteri, Gobiiformes, Gobiidae. The record is from the annotation of a GenBank genome assembly.